Molecule: messenger RNA, 2220 nt
Organism: Lindgomyces ingoldianus
Lineage: Eukaryota; Fungi; Ascomycota; Dothideomycetes; Pleosporales; Lindgomycetaceae
Product: HET-domain-containing protein
Exons: 3
Coding region: 34-2220 (728 amino acids)
Source: RefSeq, a predicted model, not a curated record
GAAGAACUGGUAGGACCGCAAUUAGCACUCGUUAUGUUUCACGAUGGAAGGCGCGGUUGGCAAAAGGCCAGAAGACGAAUGGCGCAUAAGUUUGGCGUGAACAUUCUAGCUAAGCUUUGGGUUCGAUCGAAGCGAUUACGAGAGCUCAGGACAUCGUAUCUCCGACGAACUCUUCCUUCUACAUCUCGAAAGUGCCGACCGCUUCGUGAGGGAGAGAUCCGCUUACUUCAAAUCAAGCCAGGCUACACGUUAAGCACCAUUGAAUGCGACUUUGUGUACGUGGAUCUGCAAUCCGCUGGAGAUUAUGCUGCUCUUUCUUAUACAUGGGGAAUAUGCGACCCCUCGAUCCCUAUUCUGGUGAAUAAAAGGGUCUCCUUGAUCACUGAAAACCUCUACCUGGCAUUAAUUCACCUGCGUCAAAGGGAAGUCACGAUGCUCUGGGUUGAUGCUCUCUGCAUUAACCAAGAUGACCUUGCCGAACGCGCGAGACAGGUCGCUCAAAUGAAAGAGGUAUAUUGUAGGGCGGCUAUCGUCCACAUAUGGCUCGGGGAAAGCAAUGAGCUUAGUGAGCGGGCUUUUGACGAACUCCACGGUUUAAGCGAACACUUAGACUAUGAUGCAGCGGUUCCUAGCCGGUUUUUCGAUGAAGUUGCGAUGAACGGCCAUCACCAAAGAUGGAGAGCAAUAAGCGAAAUACUCUAUCGCCCAUGGUUCCGUCGCGUGUGGGUCAUCCAAGAAGCAUUAUCUGCUCGGCGAGCUAUGAUGGUCUGUGGGAAAGAUAUUAUUGACCUGGAUUUGUUUCUCAGGCUCAUAAAUUCGAUGAUCAAGGCUGGAGUUUUAGACAUGGUUAUGUCGUACCACCCCCAAAGACACGAGCUGCCAGGGGGACCCAUAAGGACAGCCAUCAAACAACUGGAGUUUCUUGUGAAGGCAAAAUUCGAAGUUACCAAUUUCCUCACGGCACACAAAUUCAAACCGACCCUGUUAAACUAUCUUGCAGGAACAAGAUGGGCAGAGGCAACCAACCCACUAGACAAGGUUUACGGCAUACUCAGCCUGGCUGAUGAUGCUCGCACGUUAGGCAGCUGGGAUGUAGGCCUUGGUAAAAACCGAAGGUGGCUUCCAUUUAAGGUCGACUAUAAUCUGUCGAAAGAAGAAGUCUUUAUCAACGCCACCAAGGCAAUACUCUGUACCACAAGGUCUCUGGAUGUCCUCCGAUUUGCUAGAUACGACCCAGACAGUGCUAACGGUCUUCCAUCCUGGGUAGCGGAUUGGGCAAACAAAACCCCGCAUCGCGUCUUUGGCCAUAUGUCCGUAUGCCCUACAUAUGAAGACAAGAAACCAUCCUGGCGCUCAUAUUUGGCAACCUCCGAUCAGUCUUAUAUACGGGAUCCUAUAUAUCACGACAUCACGCUACAUUGCUCGCCCGAAUUCUAUUUGGGUAAGGCAAACACGCUGAAUGUAAAGGGCAUUCAUUUCGACACAAUCACUGCUCUUUCGACGAAUGUAUAUCCCCGGGAACACGCACAUGGAAUUGAUCCACAAAGUAAAGACCCCACAGAGUUAUUCGAACCAAUGCAGCAGCACCUUAGAAUCAUCACACAAUGGAUUGAUGACUGUGUGCAACUUGCUAGAAGAUGUUCCCCGUAUCCGACCCGACAGAGCCCAUUGAGCUCCCUCUGGAGGACGUUGAGUGGGGGUGUUACUCCCGAAAACAGUCUGAUGCCUCAAGGAUUCGAAGCUCUUCUUAGCAACUUGAGCAAAGCUGAAUCAGCUCUUGGAGCCCUCAAGACGCAAUUAUCGUCUGUCCAGUCCAAAUGGCCCGACGCCCUGUCCGAGAUUGCGGCUAGCGCAGCUCUGUCGCACUUUGAAUCUCUUGUGUCUUGGCUCUCAGAAUGUAACUCAAGAUGCCAUUCACGAAAAUUUGCUAUAACGCGGAAGAAGUAUAUGGGCCUAGUACCAGACGGAGCAAUAGUUGGAGACUUCAUUUGCAUUAUGUACGGCUGCGAGAUGCCACUUAUUCUACGAAAAUGUGGACGCAAUAGUUUCAGACUUAUCGGGUAUGGCGAGUUUGAAGGACUUGUUUUUGAUGAUGCUGUUGUAGAAGAAAAGGUUGUACUAAAGAGAAGAGAGAAUCCGCCGGAGGAAAGGUUCGAUUUCGUUACUUGGGAUAAGUUUGGGGGUAAUGUUGGCGUAAGAUUAAAGAAGCUGAGAAGCUAG